AUGGCGCUCCAACGAAGUGGGCGCGAAAGCUACGCGAACCUUCUGUCCUCCUUCUCGAACCUUCAGAUCACCUCACAGCGGUCAAUCCCCCAUCAGCGAUUGCGGCCAAUAUGUGCGCGGAGCUUCACGACGACAUCCGUCCGGCGGAAUUGGCUCCUACCGAAGCAGGCCGAAAAACGAAAGUCCAUGGUCGGCCGGCCUCGCAUGCCAACGGGCGGAUCUAUGCGAGGUACCACUGUAUGCUGGGGUGAAUGGGGACUGCGGAUGAAGGAUCACGAUCGAAGAGUGUCAGCAAAACAGCUCAAGCUCGGCGAAGAUACGAUACGACAGAAGCUGAGAGGAAUGCACUACAAGCUUUAUACUCGGGUUAGUGCGAACAUCGGCGUCUACACGAAAGGCAACGAGGUCCGUAUGGGCAAAGGAAAAGGCAAGUUCGACUACUGGGCUGCUCGCGUGGCGGUUAGCCGUAUAAUAUUCGAAUUGAAGGGCAAUAUGCAUGAACAGGUCGCUAUGGAGGCCUUCCGACUUGCAGGAAACAAGAUGCCGGGACAGUAUGAGUUCGUGCGAAGAGGUGACCCGGCAGUUGUGGGCGUAACGAAGCUCAAGGACGGUGUCACAUUACAGUCGCUCAAAGAAGCUCGAAGACCGGUCGAAUCUGAGAACGAUCCGCAAGCGCAGGCUGUCAUUCCUCCUACCAUGACCGAGGGUGACCCGACUAGCAUAUCGCCAACUGCCGCUGUACCAUCAUAA
Messenger RNA from Cyphellophora europaea CBS 101466, 750 nucleotides. Its product is annotated as ribosomal protein L16. Gene Ontology annotation, biological process: mitochondrial translation. NCBI's taxonomy places the organism in Eukaryota, Fungi, Ascomycota, Eurotiomycetes, Chaetothyriales, Cyphellophoraceae. The record is from RefSeq and is a predicted model, not a curated record. Gene Ontology annotation, cellular component: ribosome; mitochondrial large ribosomal subunit. Bases 1 to 750 code for a protein of 249 amino acids. Gene Ontology annotation, molecular function: rRNA binding; structural constituent of ribosome. The transcript has a single exon.